This is a messenger RNA of Aspergillus welwitschiae, 456 nucleotides long. RefSeq lists its product as uncharacterized. The transcript is spliced from 3 exons. Bases 1 to 456 code for a protein of 151 amino acids. The record is from RefSeq and is a predicted model, not a curated record. NCBI's taxonomy places the organism in Eukaryota, Fungi, Ascomycota, Eurotiomycetes, Eurotiales, Aspergillaceae.
AUGGGUUACACCCACUACUACGGCGUCCGUGACAACCACAGCACAGAAUGGAUAUCUGCAUGGCCCCAGCUCGUCCAGGAUGCUCGGCGGGUGGUCGAUGCAACUGAUAUUCCCUUGUCCGGUCCAACCGACGACCCCCGAGAUGACCAUGUCACGCCGCCCCUGGUCAAUGAGGUCGGAGGGAUUGACAUCAACGGUGUUGCAAGGAGUUCGCAUGAGCCGUUGAUAAUCCACCUUCGGGAUACCAAGAAUUUUGAAUUCGUGAAAACAGCCCGCAAGCCAUAUGAUACGGUGGUCGGCUGCAUCCUGCUGCGGGCGCACGUGUUAGCCCCGAAACAAUUUCGUCUAAGUUCCGAUGGAUACUGGGAUGAGAUGGAAUGGAAGUUGGCCCGCAAUCUGUACGAGUCUCUCUGGCCAGACCAGCCCCUGCUGUCGCCGUUUUCGGAUGAGGAAUAG